This is a messenger RNA of Alnus glutinosa, 1133 nucleotides long. Its product is annotated as small ribosomal subunit protein mS33. The record is from RefSeq and is a predicted model, not a curated record. The coding region runs from base 505 to 816 and encodes 103 amino acids. Gene Ontology annotation, cellular component: mitochondrion. The transcript is spliced from 5 exons. Lineage: Eukaryota; Viridiplantae; Streptophyta; Magnoliopsida; Fagales; Betulaceae.
ACGACAGCACCACUCAGGCACUCACCUUCAAGCGAAUCAAGCCUUCACAGAAUCACAAGCACAACCUUCAGUUUCACUGCUCCCGUCCUCCGUCUCCUCGUCUCCUCUUAUCUUCCUCACUUCUCUAGUUUUCUCUACACUCUCUUCUUCUUCUUCUUCUUCUUCUUCUUCUUUUUGUUCAUAGAAAAGCCCCAAAUUUUAAAGCAAAAAUUGCAAAAUUGCCUACAUUUACAUUCUCCGCGAAACGACAGGAGACUUUGAAGACUGCACCAAUCUCCAACUUACAUCUUAACCCACUCAGCCAAAAAAUAUAUAUAUAACCUAAAAAUAGAGCUGAGGCGAGUCUUAUUAGACUCUCUCUCGCCGGCGCAACUUUCCGAUCAGGGUUUGAAAAGUACUCAAUCUGAGGGUCCGUUUGGUUCUUAAGAAAUCAAUGUGUCCAAAAAAAGAGGAAACGUACUAAAGCAAUAUACCCUAAAGCAAUAUCAAUCAGGUGAAGUGACGAUGGCUACUGGUGGGCUAAAGAGCAUUCUGGCCAAGGUAGUCACUGAAGGAGUGACUGAAGCGAGAGCAAGGAUAUUUGGGCAUGUACUUAAUCCAACAGGCCAGCGAUCACCACACAAGUUGUUACGCAAGAAGCUCAUUGGUGACAAAGUUGCUGAAUGGUACCCACAUGACAUUGUGAAGGAUGAUCCUCUUGUGAUGGCUCGUGGAGAACAAGAGCGCUUAUCUAAGCUUGAAAUGUUGAAGCGUCGAGGAAAGGGACCACCUAAGAAGGGUCAAGGAAAGCAAGCUGCCAAGCGUAAAAAGAAGUGAUAUCUUUUAGUGUUGAUGGAAUUGGAUAGAGUAAUCUUAUGAAUAAUAAGGCUGUUAGUAGUUGGACUCUUUGUGAACACUUCAAAGAAUUUUGGUGAUUCAGAUUUGAUUAUCUGACAUUCCUUUAUCCUUUCUAGUGGUCUUUGUAUGAUUUGUGCUAUGAAUCUUAGCUUUUUCAGGCUUUGAGUGAUAUGAAUUGCCGAUUUCCUAUGUGCUCUAGGAACUUUUCCUAAGUUGUUUUUGCCUGAAAGCAGGUUUCAGGAAUCAAUCCAUUUUCUUCUGAAUAACAGACAUUUUACCCUGGUUGUAGUAGUAAA